Molecule: messenger RNA, 2037 nt
Organism: Triplophysa dalaica
Lineage: Eukaryota; Metazoa; Chordata; Actinopteri; Cypriniformes; Nemacheilidae
Product: perforin-1-like
Exons: 5
Coding region: 132-1928 (598 amino acids)
Biological process (GO): immune response
Cellular component (GO): membrane attack complex
Source: RefSeq, a predicted model, not a curated record
UGGACAUGUAACUAUAAAUAAGGGCACAGCACACAACAUCUCUUUUUAUGCUGCAUUCAGGAGAAUCUCAUGUUAUGAUCGACAUUCUGAAAAGCUCUUCCAGCUGAAUAAUACCACACGUAAAAAUCACAAUGAUCCCCCCAGUCCCCCUUUGCGUUUGGAUUCUUCUGUCCCUUCCUUCCUUUACCAGCCCAGCGUGCUUUCGGGCCAAAGCAACCCAAUGUCAAGAUGCAGAUUUUCUACCAGGGUCUGACUUGGGUGGGGAAGGCUUCGACAUUACUAAAAUGAAACGUACAGGGGCCUAUGCCAUUGACAUGAGCAAAUGGGAACGUGAAAACAACACGUGUUACCUGUGCACAAACCCGUUCAUGCAGGGCAAAAAGCAGAAGCUUCCAAUAGCGGUGGUUUACUGGCGAGCCGUCCAGAAAUGCCAUAUGUCAUUGUCCAGCACUGUUUAUGACUCCAGUGAGUCCCUGGUGAGUUCAAGCUCUUCCGCUAUAGAGAACAACUGGAAGGCUGGCCUGUCAGUAGGUGACUUUUCAAAGAAAGUAUCUGUGAUGGUGACUGGCACGAACUCCAAACUCGCUGAGUAUUCCAUGGCUAAGACCAAGAAGGAUAAGUUCACUUUCGUUAAACAGGGGGUGUCCUGUGAAUACUACAGCUAUAUGACAUCCAUCAAAUCUUCUGUUCAUCAUGAAUUGAGUCAUGAAUUUUCCAGCCUUCCAGAUAUGUAUAAUGAGGAAACCAAAACGAUCUACUGGUCGCUUGUCGAAAAGUUUGGCACUCAUUACAUUACACAGGUCAAACUGGGUGGAGCUGUACAUUCCGUGACCAGUGUGAAAGAAUGCAUGGCUAGUCUAAAGGACAUCAGUGCGGACGACGUCAAAACGUGUCUGGGUGUGGAGGCUUCUGCAAGCAUGGGGCCGGUCAGUGUAGACGCUGCAGUCAAUCAGUGUAAACAGAUGAAAGACAAAAAGCUCAACCACCACAGUUUUUCUCAUGAAUUUAGUGACAGGUUAAUGACGAUCACCGGUGGUCAUACCCAAGACCCCUCUAUUCUCUUCUCAUCCCGUAAUGACCCCGGCGCUUACAAGCAGUGGCUCUCGUCUGUACCGGAAAAACCAGAUAUUAUUUCCUAUUCAUUGGCGCCCCUUCAUCGGUUGCUGCCGGUCCGAAACCCAAAGCGAAAACAGUUACGUAGUGCCAUCAGUCACUACAUACUGCAGAGGGCCCUUGUGAAGAAAUGCUCUACCCGGUGUAAAGUCGGAGUCGCAAGAAACUCCAAGGAACCCUGUUCGUGCAGCUGCCAUCACAACCCAGGCGUGACACCCAACUGUUGCCCUGCACAUCGUGGAUUUGCUCGGGUAGCUGUGGUUGUGGAAAGGGCAACAGAUCUACGUGGAGAUUACUGGGACCAGACCGAUGGCUAUGUCGUUCUGACAAAUAACAAAAAAGCUUUAGGUAGUACAGCAGUAAUAUGGAAUAAUAACUCUCCUAAAUGGGGCUAUUCCUUUAAUCUUGGAGAGAAGAUUUUGUCAACGGUCGAUACGUUGAAACUAGAGGUUUGGGAUAGGGACAGCGGGUGGGAUGAUGAUCUACUGGGGACAUGUUCUAUUACACUUAAAGCUGGCAAUAAACCUUCCUACUGUUCACUUGACCAUGGUAGGCUGUUCUACAGUACCACAGUAACUUGUGCUCCUGGUUUAUCUGGCACCUCAUGUUCUGAUUAUGUCGGCUUUCCGAUGUCCUCUUCUCUGGAGGAUAUGUACGUGUCACGACACGCACUGCCUGUUCCUAAAGAUGUGCUGGUGAAAAUGGGGGUGCUGUUGGAUGAGCGCCUUGUUUCGAUAGGUCAUCCUCUUAGAAAUGUAACCCCAAUUUUUGAAGGCCCAGGAGCAAAGCGCAAAAUGUAUGAAAACCUGAAAUAAUGCUUUUUUUGCAUCAGCAUUUGCAUCUUCCUAUAAGCAAUAAUUAACUUUCAAUUUGUACUUGUACUCUGUGUUUCCUUACACUUUUAUGAAACGUGUGAGCUUUUCA